UAGUAACAGGCGGAGCGAUAAUAAACGUUGGUGCAAAGAAUGAAGCGAGAAAAUUGAAAAAAGUAAGCAAGAGAAAAAAAAGAAUUCUUGGGAACGCAUUUUCGUUCCACACAUAAUUCCGCGACUUUACUUUGAGUGCUCGUAGGUUCCUAAGAUAGAGCCAACUAAGGAGAGGGUAUUCACUUUUUCGUCAGCCACCAGAAAGAAGGUGAUGGUUUUUGCCAGAUACUGAAGCUAGCGCAACUGUCCACCCAGUAUCUAAACCUCGCCCACGCAUGCUCAGGGCGGCAAAACAUUAGAUGUGACUGAGUUGCACACGGGAGAUGCUGAGCAGUGCGGAACGGGCUGGCUACGCAAAGCUUCGGAGUGCGUAUUUGAACUCUUCUAGAACGUUCCGGAGAGUACUUCUGUGCGGAAGCCUGCUUCACAACACCGGUAUCGGCAAGAAGCGAUUGACCCGAGUGGCAACUGAAGGCUGCGCUUCUGCUCAAAGUGAACCAGAACUACGCCACGCUCAAGAGGAUCAAUAUUCAUCCACCCUGCACUGCGUCGAGUUGGUUCCGGACAAAAUUGGAGUAGGCCAAGCCAAGCCACAAGGCAAGCUCGAGGACGCCAUAUCCUGGGAGUGCGUUGUGGACCAGAAUAUUGUGAGCUCCAACCAGAAGCUGCGUACACACCAUCUGCCGCACAGCGCGAAACGUCCACAUACUUGUACUGUGUGCGACAAAGCAUUCAAUCAGAAUGCGGAUAUGGUGAGAAACACUCGAACCAACACGAAUCAAAGACUUCACGAAUGUCAGCUGUGCCCUGCGGCGUUCGCACGUCUGCCCAGUCGGAGGCGCCACGAGCUGGCACAUUCUGGUGCAAGGCCACACGAGUGUAGUAUAUGCGGGCGAAGAUUCACAAGCAGAGCAAGCCUCGUGCGUCAUAUGGGGAUUCACUCAGGAGAGAAGCGGUUCGGUUGUCACCUAUGCGUCAGGAAAUUUACUCAGAAAGCGACUCUCGUGCGCCACAUUUUUACUCACACAGGUGAGAGGCCGCACUCUUGCCACUUGUGCCCGGCUGCCUUCGCACGAAGUUCAACGCUGCGUAAUCACGUAAUGACGCACACUAGAGAGCAGCCGUACUCGUGUCACUUGUGUCCGGCUGCAUUCGGACGAUAUGCUACGCUUAGAAAUCACGUGUUGAGUCAUACUGGUAAGAAGCCCUUCGUGUGCGAGCAGUGCGGAAUGAGAUUUGCGCGAAAAAAUAGCCUGCCACGGCACUCGCGGUUGCAUGGCAUACAGAAGCGUUUAUAGAGUUACUUGCCGAAGCCUCCCUCUCACGACAGAUCUACUUUGACGGCGGCAACGUUAAACCCAUAGGAAAAAUACUGCUAACUCUCCCUUAAUCGAAAGUA
Molecule: messenger RNA, 1399 nt
Organism: Dermacentor albipictus
Lineage: Eukaryota; Metazoa; Arthropoda; Arachnida; Ixodida; Ixodidae
Source: RefSeq, a predicted model, not a curated record